Molecule: messenger RNA, 1707 nt
Organism: Fonsecaea erecta
Lineage: Eukaryota; Fungi; Ascomycota; Eurotiomycetes; Chaetothyriales; Herpotrichiellaceae
Exons: 5
Coding region: 1-1707 (568 amino acids)
Biological process (GO): carbohydrate transport; transmembrane transport
Cellular component (GO): membrane
Molecular function (GO): carbohydrate:proton symporter activity
Source: RefSeq, a predicted model, not a curated record
AUGGCUCCCACCGACACUCAGACCGCCCGAACCAAGGGGCUUGUGGGAAAGCCGUUAUUGUACUUCACAAGUGUUUUCGUAUCACUAGGUGUAUUUCUUUUUGGCUACGACCAAGGUGUUAUGUCUGGCAUUAUUACUGGUCCUUUUUUCAGAGAUGCUUUCAAUCAACCUGGCCCAGCUGAAGUUGGUACCAUGGUAGCCAUCCUAGAGGUUGGCGCUCUUAUAUCAUCGCUCUGCGUCGGACGCAUUGGCGACAUCAUUGGACGUCGCAGGACUAUUCUUUAUGGGUCGAUGAUUUUCUUCGUCGGUGGAAUGCUCCAAACCUUGUCAAACGGCAUGCCUAUGAUGAUGGUAGGGAGAUUGAUCGCAGGCUUUGGAGUUGGCGCGCUCUCCACCAUUGUACCUGUCUAUCAGUCCGAGAUCAGUCCUCCACACAAUAGAGGCAAACUGGCCUGUAUAGAGUUUACGGGUAAUAUCACGGGUUACGCUGCGAGCGUUUGGGUGGACUACUUCUGCAGCUUUAUCCAGAGCGAUCUUUCAUGGAGAGUGCCUUUGUUGAUGCAAUGCGUUAUGGGGGCACUUCUCGGAUUUGGCAGCUUGAUUAUUUGCGAAUCCCCUCGGUGGCUCCUGGACAACGAUCACGACGAGGAGGGCAUCAUUGUCAUUGCCAAUCUCUAUGGCAAAGGUGAUAUUCAUAAUGCCAAGGCUCGACAAGAAUAUCGCGAGAUCAAAAUGAACGUCCUCUUGCAACGUCAAGAAGGAGAGCGUUCGUACUCGGAUAUGUUUAAACGGUACUAUAAGCGCGUCUUUAUUGCAAUGUCUGCUCAGGCGUUCGCACAACUCAACGGCAUCAACGUCAUCUCCUACUACGCACCUCUUGUGUUCGAAUCGGCAGGUUGGGUGGGACGAGACGCGAUCCUCAUGACUGGUAUCAAUGCAUUCACUUACUUGGGCUCAACGAUUCCGCCCUGGUAUCUGGUUGAUAGAUGGGGACGGCGGCCAAUUCUCUUGUCUGGGGCUGUGGCCAUGAUCAUCUCCCUGUCGCUGAUCUCCUACUUCAUCUUCAUUGACGUACGGUGGACCCCGACUCUGGUCGUCGUUUUUGUCAUGAUAUACAAUGCGGCAUUCGGAGCCAGCUGGGGCCCUAUCCCUUGGCUUUAUCCUCCAGAGAUUCUGCCACUCAGCAUUCGGGCGAAAGGUGCCAGCUUGAGCACCGCCAGCAACUGGGCGUUCAACUUUUUGGUUGGUGAACUCACACCGAUUCUCCAGAAAUCGAUCAAGUGGAGAUUGUAUCUUGUACACGCCUUCUUCUGUGCGCUGAGUUUUGUUCUCGUUUAUUUCGUAUAUCCCGAAACCGCCAAUGUUCGUCUUGAAGAUAUGAACGCGCUGUUUGGGGACGCCACGACAGCGAUGCCCACUCCAUCCACCCAGGCGGAGCGAGGCUCCCUCAUGGGCGUGGGAUCACCAUCCUCUCUCGACAUCAGGCACGGUGCCUCUCAACCAAGUAUCUUCUCUGCAGAUACUGCAAUUCCAGGCCUUGAUAUAGAUCCUCCCGAUGUCCAGCUGGACGAGAAUGGAAAACCGCGAGUGAGACGCGAGAGCAAUCAAGCAGGUGUGGGGGGUUGGAUUGGUCGAAUGGUGUCUCGGACACGACAAGACAACGGUUCCCGCGGUCAAUAUGGGAAGAUCGGUCAAGACGAGGAUUAA